Molecule: messenger RNA, 918 nt
Organism: Selaginella moellendorffii
Lineage: Eukaryota; Viridiplantae; Streptophyta; Lycopodiopsida; Selaginellales; Selaginellaceae
Product: glycyl-glycine endopeptidase LytM-like
Exons: 2
Coding region: 107-772 (221 amino acids)
Molecular function (GO): metalloendopeptidase activity
Source: RefSeq, a predicted model, not a curated record
CAAGCGCGAAAUAUUUUGCUAGGGCGAUCGCGAGCGCCGACGCUGAUCCACGCUCGAAGCAGCUCCAGUGAGGUAUGCCGCGGUGGGAAUUCCACUCCCAGCGCCAAUGCACAAGCUGGUGAUCCAGGCGCUGGAUUCCGGGCGCCGGGGCGUCGAGUCGCUGACGCGCAGCCUCUCCUGGCCUGGAAAUCUCGACGAGGAGGAGGAAGAAUCGCCGCACAAGAAGCGCUUUCUUGGAAUGUGGAUCAAGAACAGCAUCGUUAAGCGUAGUAGUAGCAGUUUAGAGAAUUCUCCUUCUUUUCCCGACGAUCGACCGCCCUGGGUGAAGCGACCGUCAGCAGCAUCCCUGGCACUGGCGGAUGAGGUUGCCGAGAAGUCCCUGGUUGGAUCUUCGGGAUUUAUGAGACCGCUGGAUCCAAUGUGGGUGCUGAGCUCUGGAUUUGGGCCGAGAUGGGGGAGGCACCACAAUGGCGUCGAUCUCGCGGCUCCAAUUGGAGAGCCAGUGCUCGCUGCCGACUCCGGAGAAGUAACUUAUGCUGGAUGGGAGCCUGGUGGCUAUGGCAACCUUGUAGAGAUUACGCACAGAGAUGGAUGGAAAACUUUGUACGCGCAUAAUAGCGAGAUAUUUACAUGGGAGGGACGGCAAGUGAGGAGAGGAGAAUGCAUCGCGUCUGUGGGAGAGACCGGGCGAGCAACUGGUCCUCACUUGCACUGGGAGAUCCGGGACAAGUUUGGCCAUCCCGUGGAUCCCUCCAAAUACGUUAGCUUGUGAGUCUCGUCCACGAUCUCUUCUCUUUCGUUUCUUCUUUUCUACUUCGAGCUACUUCACAUUAGUCCAAAGCCUUCGGCGUUAUUAAUUGCUGUUAACAAUCGCUCUUGGAGCUACAGGAAAGAAAAAAGACACAGAAUUUAUGAGAA